CGGCCGCAGCUGCCCCGCUCGCCCUCUCGGGCUCCUCCAUCCUCCGGCCCGGGGCCCCCGGCCCGCGGACCCAGGCGCUCUCGGGGCGCACACCUGGCCGGUCCCGCCAUGGUGUCCUGGAUCAUCUCCCGCCUGGUGGUGCUGAUCUUUGGCACGCUGUACCCAGCCUACUCGUCCUAUAAGGCUGUCAAGACAAAAAAUGUGAAGGAAUAUGUGAGUGUGUGGGGCUCCCUGCCUCCUGAGGUGGGGGGUGGAUGUGAGGUGACCCCCAGGGUCAGAGAGGGAUGGGGAGCUAGGGGAGGGGCAUGUGUGACCUCCAUGACUCCUCCCACACACCUCCUGCUGUGCCUGCAGGUGAAGUGGAUGAUGUAUUGGAUCGUGUUUGCCUUCUUCACCACUGCUGAGACUCUCACCGACAUUGUGCUGUCCUGGUUUCCUUUCUACUUUGAGCUGAAAAUUGCCUUUGUGAUCUGGUUGCUGUCCCCAUAUACCAAGGGCUCCAGUGUGCUCUAUCGAAAGUUUGUACAUCCUACACUCUCCAACAAGGAAAAGGAAAUUGAUGAAUAUAUCACACAGGCCCGGGACAAGAGCUAUGAGACCAUGAUGAGGGUGGGCAAAAGGGGCCUGAACCUAGCAGCCAAUGCUGCCGUCACUGCAGCUACCAAGGGCCAGGGAGUGUUGUCAGAAAAGCUGAGAAGCUUCAGCAUGCAAGACUUGACCCUGAUCCGAGAUGAUGAAGGCUUGCCCCUGCAUGGUUCUGAUGGCCGGCUCCGACCCUCAGCCAGUGGCCUCCUGGACCCCAUUGAGGACUUAGGGGAUGACCCUGGCCUGAACCUUCGGUCCUCAAGUGGGAGCCAGUCAGACACACGAACAGAGGCCUCUGAGGAUGACAUGGGGGACAAGACCCCUAAGCGCAUCAAAUCAAUCAAGAAAGUGCCAAAAGCUGAGCCAAUCCCCAAGACGCUGAAGACCCGCCCUAAGAAGAAGCCCGCAAGUGGGGGAGAGUCGGCCUGAUGUGCGCCUUCCCCCCCCCUCCUCUGCGCAGAGACCCUACUGGGGGAAGCCAUGUACAGAACUGCUGCUGCUUCCUAGAUUGAGGGGUCCCCAGGGCGAGGGCAGCUCCUGGGGAUCCAUAUCCUCAGGCAUACCCUCCAUGGGAGCAGCCCCUCCCCCACCCCUUUCUCUCACUGUCUGAGUCUGAGGACCAAGAUGUGAGAUGCUGCCUUUGGGGUCUCCCAGUGAGGCGUCUGACCAGGGUUGGGUGGGCAGGUAUGAAGAAUCACUGGUCUGGGAGCUGGUUAGAGUCAGCUGACCAGAGCCAGGCAUUUUCUUGCUUUGGGCAGCUGGUUUGGGAACACAAGGACCAGGGUUGAGGAUGGGGGUGGAGGAGGUUGUUAUGUCCAUGGAAGAACUGCCCCCUUGAAAUAGCAGUAUUGGGGUCUUUUUGGUUGGAGGCUUGGGGGUGUGUGUGUGUGUGUGUGUGUGUGUGUGUAAGAAGGAGGAUCCUGAGGACAGAGUCACAUGGCAAACUCAUUAGAGCAUCCCUCCUUUGUCUUUGCCCUUCAGCCUUCCUUCUUGAGUGACUUCCCCACCUCUAGCCCACUUAGUGCCUUGCUGGAUGCCAGGGCAUGCUAUGGGGGAAAGGGCUAAAGACCAGAGAGUUCUUCCAGCCUUACCUCAUAUAUUCUGCCCCUCUUCACCCGUCCCUUUUUUAUUGGACCUUGGCUGCCCCAUAUCCUCCGGUUGAUAUAGGCUGGCUGAAAAAUGGGCUGAUGGGCCAAGCCCCCCACUCACUAGGUGUAGGCCCCUAGAAGACUUCUCCUCCCCCAUGGGAGUGAGAACACUGGGACCAUGUUGCCUCCAGAUUAAAAGGGAUGAAUAGAAGGAGCAAUUUCCCAUUGAAAACCCAAAGUAACUAGCCAAGGUUUGGGGUGGGGUGGGGGGAAGGGGAGAUCAGGGCCUUCCUGAAUCAACACUUUCCUUUACUGUCCUCCCAGAGGCCAUUUCCUUGAAUAAUCCCUCUUUUCCUCUCCUUUCCCCUCUCAACUUUCCCCCUCCUCCAGCUUCUAUUCAUCUA
Messenger RNA from Vombatus ursinus (common wombat), 2077 nucleotides. RefSeq names its product receptor accessory protein 2 (gene REEP2). The record is from RefSeq and is a predicted model, not a curated record. Bases 109 to 1014 code for a protein of 301 amino acids. Lineage: Eukaryota; Metazoa; Chordata; Mammalia; Diprotodontia; Vombatidae. Gene Ontology annotation, cellular component: endoplasmic reticulum membrane; endoplasmic reticulum tubular network; cytoplasmic microtubule. Gene Ontology annotation, molecular function: taste receptor binding; microtubule binding. The transcript has 7 exons. Gene Ontology annotation, biological process: endoplasmic reticulum tubular network organization.